AUGAAAUAUGCUACACUACGAUGUUUAUCGUAUUUAUCAACAAUUUCAUACAUUUGGUUAUCUUUACUGAAAGUAUUAUAUCUUUUAUCUGUACGUGAACAUGGUGAUCCUCAUUUGCGUGGUGCAUGUGCAAAUUUACUUGCUAAAUUAAUUCAAACAACAAUUCAUCUUUUAACACUAUUAUCAUUAUCAAAUUCAUUUAAUGAUUCUUUUAUUAAUGUAUUACAUCUUUUACCUGUACGUGAACAUGGUGAUCCACAUUUACGUGGUGCAUGUGCAAAUUUACUUGCUAAAUUAAUUCAAACAACAGUUCAUCUUUGA
Messenger RNA from Rotaria sp. Silwood2, 321 nucleotides. Lineage: Eukaryota; Metazoa; Rotifera; Eurotatoria; Philodinida; Philodinidae. The record is from the annotation of a GenBank genome assembly.